Messenger RNA from Cyclocybe aegerita, 1002 nucleotides. Lineage: Eukaryota; Fungi; Basidiomycota; Agaricomycetes; Agaricales; Hemipholiotaceae. The record is from the annotation of a GenBank genome assembly.
AUGGCCCCUGUGCAAGCUCUGGACCGCUUCUAUCUGGCAUUUACCCUCUUGGUGACCGUGGGCUACCAGCUAUUAGGUUUCACGAUUGCAUGGACGUUGCAGUUUGACAAGAUCACGGAUUUCACUGGAGGCUCGAAUUUCUUCCUAUUAGCUCUCCUCACGCUCCUCUGUGGGAAUACAUUUCAUGCCAGGAACGUCGUUGCAAGCGUGCUAGUCAUGGUUUGGGCUGUUCGGAUUGCGGGGUUCCUACUCUUUCGCGUGUUGAAGACGGGGAGCGAUACAAGGUUCGAUGAUAUACGGUCUCAUUUCUUCAAAUUCUUAGGAUUUUGGAUUGGUCAAAUACUUUGGAUUUGGACGGUGUCUCUUCCACUUACAAUUCUGAACUCACCGGCUGUCUCUGACCUUCAAAUUGGCGGGUCCAACCCUGCUUUUGGAACCUCUCGAGAUAUAGCUGGUAUCAUCCUUUGGACGCUGGGGUUUGCCAUCGAAUCAAUAGCGGAUGCACAGAAGUACUACUACAAGGCCAACAAGUUGAUCCCGAAAGGGCGACCAACGAAUAGAGGCCUUUGGGCGUGGUCUCGCCAUCCACCAUACUUCGGGGAGAUAAUGUGUUGGUGGGGCAUAUGGAUUUUGUGUCUGUCGUCUACGACGAAUGGUGAUCUUCCUGCAUCAUCUCGGUCUGCACAGUACGGCGCGAUAGUAUCGCCCAUCUUUACGCUCGUACUGCUGAUGUUUGGAUCGGGGAUCCCCACCGCAGAAAAGCCGACGUCCAAGAAGUUUUUCCUCAUGUCGGAGGGUUCGCAAGGCAACAACGAGCAUUCAGAUGUUUGGACGCAGUACAAGGCCUAUCUCAGCAAUACCUCGAUCUUAAUUCCUAUCCCGCCUUUGUUGUAUCGGCCCCUCCCUUCACUUGUCAAGAAAACUCUUCUUCUGGACUUUCCGAUGUACCAAUUUGAUGAGGCAACAGAUGGAGCAGCAGCAUUGCGAGAGACGGAGAGAUGA